CUCUCUUCGCCGGCUCAUGCACUGGUGACCAGGUGGUUCAUGAGGAUCGAUAGGCGUCACAACAACAACAAAACGCCGUAGAUCUGGUUCCUUGGAUCUUCACUCCCACCCAUCUCUUCACGUGGAUCCACCGCUACUCGUGGACGUCGGUUCUGUCGGUUCCUUCUGUCGGCAGUGACUAAUGGGGCUGGGUCAGAAACCCCUCAAGACUCCGGGCGACCCCUACCGCUGGCUGACCCCCUUUCGAGCCGUCAAGCAGGCUGCAGCGGCGCUUCGGUCCUUGGGAGAGAAGCAGACGCCCCUGGACGGUCUCAUCGAGUCCAACCGGCGCUUGCUACGGCCGGAUGGGUAUCUCGAUCUCAGCGAGCUGCCGUCAACCGUCACUGUCAAGGCCCUGAGGAACGUCCGCACGGCCAUCGAGCGGCAAAGUCAGGAGGCAGAGGCCAGCACCGACCCGCAGGCCGCCGCCACUGGCCUCUUGCAGUGCACGGAGCUCGGCAAGUUCGCUCAGAAGUUAUUUGCAGGACUCAAUGAAGUUCGGCGGCUCUCCUUGGCCAACCAGGUUGCUAUGACGCGGCUGGCCCUGCAGACAAGCGAGCUGGAAAAGCAGUGUGUCAAGAAGGCUUUGACGGCCAUCACCAAUCAGCACAGCUCGAGCGGCAACAGCAACGAGAGCGGUCGGCAGGCUCAGCCUGCCGAGGCCGUCGACAAGCGGCUGGUUUCCUCCCCAGCAAUCGACUUCAGAUUGGCUUUGGCUCACCGGAUCGGCGAGAGGGCCAGGGAUGAUGUCCUGACGCGGCUGAAUGCCUGUGAGGAAGCAUUGCUGAAGAUGGUUACCCUGGCGCCUAAGGGCGGUACGCCUCACCUCGAGGUCCACGUGAGCGAGGUCACAGCAUCGGAUCGGUUCAAGAGCGACUACCGCAAGUCCAAAAAGAGCGACAUCCUGAAGGUCCCCAUCCAGCGUGUCAAUUUUGAGUACCUCGUGGCGGUUUUCAACUCGGCAGAGGCGCGGCGGCAGUUGUGGGAAAUAUAUGCCAAGGACAUGGACGACGAGAAGAUCGCCGACGCCAUGCUGCGGGUGCUGCGGGUGCGGCAGGAGAUGGCCCAUGCGAUGGGCUACAAGUGCUGGGGCGACAUGCAGAUACACAAAAGGUGAGGGAGGGGACUAACCAAGGCAAGCAGACGCAUCGCAUCAAUUUCGUGGGCUCUCCUCCCCUCACUCACCUGCGGUGCGGUGCAUUCAGGAUGGUUGAGACCCGAGGCAGCAUUCGCCAGCUCCAUCGCGAUGUGCAGACUGCCCUCCACGCCCCCCUGCAGUCGGUGAUCAAGAAUGUGCUCAGGUCCAUCAGCCUGCAGGAGCGGCAAAGCGGCAAAGCGCCCGCGAGGAAGCGGCAGCCGGGCGGGGGAGGUGGCAGUGAGUCAAAGAUCGACUACGUCGACUUCCAACACUUCGCCAUGAACGUGUGAACAAAUGUGUCUGUCGGCUGGUCACUCUGCCUACGCGACACUACACGUGCUCUCUGUGUGUAUGGUGGUGGUGUGUGUGCAGGAGGUUGGAUACCAGCAGGGUUUUGACCUGAUGGAUUACUUCUCGCAGCAGUAUUCGGUGCCAAAGAUCCUCGAGAUGCUGUCGGAGCUGCACGGCUUCCACAUCGAGCUCGUCCCAACGGAUGUCUCCAACCUCGGCUGGCCACCCAACUACCAGAUCCACGCCGUAUACGACAGGCAGGAGCACCAGGUGGCCCCCGACACCGCCCGCCCGAUCGUCUUCCUCUACUUGGCCUGCACGCAGCACGCAACACUUCUCGACUUUGUCCGGGUGCCGAUUCCCGUCAACAUCCCCCCACACGCGCAGAAGCUGGCCGAGGGUCACAUCAAGGUGUAUGUGCCCAACAUGCCCCACAACCCAGGACUGGCACUGCCGCUCAACCUCUCCCUGGUUGGUAUAUGUGGUACUCAAUAUAUAUCUACCCCCUUAAGCCGGGGAUGGAUGGAUGGAUGUGUGUGGUUGCGUUGUGUGUGUUCAGGUCUCGACCAUUUGUCAUGAGUUGGGUCAUGCGGUGCACUACAUCCACCAGAUGCGGCACCAGCGGCGGCUCAGACACGCCCAGCCACUGACGGCAGGGGAGGCCAGGUGGAGACAGGUACCUACCUGAUGGAUGGAUGAAUGGAUGGAUGGGCCGGCCAACAAACAAUCAAGCCAACCAUGCCAUGCCAUGUGUGUUUGUCAUCUCUCUCCGUCUCUCUGUGUCGUGUGUGUCUGCACGCACUCACUUAGGCGGAGGCAUCCGAUGCGUUUUGGGACGUGGAGCUCCCGACCGACAUCCAGGAAACGGCCGCCGUAUACCACGAGUAAGUCACGGCGACUAAGGGCACAGCGCAGGCAGUCGGGCAGCUAGCACGGACAAUCCUUUGUCCCCCUGUCUGUUUGUUUCCUUGGCUCAGGCACCUGUUUCGGGACCCGAGUGUGCUCGCAAAUAUCAGCAAGCACAUCAAGGACGGCACGCCCCUGCCGUCAUAUCUCGCCAAGUAAGACUGGCAGGCAGGCAGGCAGGCAGGCAGGCAGCGAGUGGUCGAGCAAGGGCCUGAGGGAGGGUAGGGUCAGGUCAAGUGGUGGAAUGAGUGGAAGCGUGUGAGUCCGUCCGUCCUUUGACUGUCUGUCAGGGUGUGCCCGUUCGAUGUCCUCUACCACCUGCAGUAUCUGCAGUGGUCGGAGAUUGACGACCAUAUCCACGGGCCGGACCUCGACCCAAACAAGUACGCCAUGGUGCACUCACUCCACACCCCCCCCAUCUCUCUCCCUCUCUCUCUGGUGCGUGCAUCCGUCAAUCCGUCAAUCUGCAGGUGCACAGCGGCCGAGCUGGUGUCGACAAUGGGGUCCAUCUUCACCAAGAUGCUGCCCGUCAACCUCCCCAACAACUGGACCGCACCCCUACUCAAGAACUGGAUGAUCUUCGCCUUCACAAGGUUGGUUAGGAGUGUGUGAUUCUUGCACCUCACACACACACACAGCCAGCCACACACGCAUCCACGCAUGUGUCGCUGUCUGUCUGCCUGUCUGUCUGUUUGCCUGCUUAUGUCAGCAUGGGAUACGCCGGCAUCACCAGCGUCUACCUGUGUGCCCAUGUCCGCGCGUCAUGCGCAGUGGCCGCGUACCGCCGCGCCAGGCAGAACAAGGCGGCCCUGGCAGCCUACUCGGAGAAGCUGCAGGGCUUCCUGCAGCACCCCGUCUACCCUGACGCGGCCUUCCGACUGCACUCCACACUGGACCCCUCCCAGGGGCCGCUCGACCCCACACUGCCGGGCAUUUACGGCAAGGCCAGAAACACACAGCAGCCACAAAAUGGCGACAAGAGUGGACAGCAGCUGAGGGGCCUGUUUGCUUGGAAGGCGCACCCGGCGGAGCACCUUCUUGGGUGAGGUGAUGGUGCAUAUGGUGAUUGUGUGAUGGCUGGGUGGGUGGGGCUGCCUGCCUGCCUGCGUGUCUGAGGGAGGUGUGUGUGCGCUCUGUCUGUGCAUUGCAAGGGUGUUGAUAACGAGUCGAUUGACAGCAGGAGAGGAUGAGUGGAGUGGUAGGUAGAUCCAGCUGUGGGCUGUCGCAGACAAGACAAG
This is a messenger RNA of Vitrella brassicaformis, 3612 nucleotides long. Lineage: Eukaryota; Vitrellaceae. The record is from the annotation of a GenBank genome assembly.